AUGUGUCGACAACAACAAAACCAUGAAAAAACACUUUUUAUUUCAUGUUUAAAUGUCUGCACAAGACUCAAUGUUAUCAUUGAUUCAUAUGAUCGAUAUCAGUUGCUGAAAAUCGUGUUAUAUCUCCAACAGACGUUGCCGAUUUAUCAAUCCUACACAAACAAAAGCGAUUUAAAUUCUAUACCAUCAUCAUCAUCAUCAUCAUCAUCAUCAUCUUCACAUUCCGAUUCAAUCCUUUUUUAG
This is a messenger RNA of Rotaria sordida, 243 nucleotides long. The record is from the annotation of a GenBank genome assembly. NCBI's taxonomy places the organism in Eukaryota, Metazoa, Rotifera, Eurotatoria, Philodinida, Philodinidae.